ACCGGCACGCGGCUGGACAUUUGAACCUCCCCGGGGAACAUCGCAAUUGAUCAUAAUGCUACUUCUAGAGACCUUAAAGUUGUGGUUUUACCGGUGACCGAUCUUCAAGUAACCCUCAUUAGCAGGAAGCAGUGAUAGUUUUCUUUGAUCCGUACUCGUCAGUGUAAUUAUAAUGCCAUGGCUUACAGGGCCGUCCAGCUGUGGCUCAUCUCAGCGACGGCGGUGACACUCGCGACGGCGGGGAGUGAGUGUUCAUCAUGUGGCCUGCUUGUCAAAGGUGUUUCUGCCCCAGCCAUCACCAUCGGGGACGGCAUCAGCGUGCGCCUCAGACCUCUCAAUGCCGUCAAAACCCUGAGACUCAACGUGCUUCUGGAGGACGAUAAAGAGCAGGAACUCUACGAACUGGAGAUCAAUGAAAACAUGGACGUGGUGUGGGGGGACAUGGAGGUGACGCUACGGGACUCCAAAUCUCACAGUAAUGUAUUAAAGGUGCCAUGGCCUCCUAUCCUCGUCUCCCGGGCUUGGACGACCCUCUUCCUUCGCCUCCACUACCACCACCUCCUCCAGCUUGCGGCCAUUCCCCACGAGGCAUUCAAAGAAUCUCGCAGUUUCGUUCACUCCCAGAUCCUUCUCCAACCAGCGGCCAUCAGUACCAAGCUUGAGAGGUUUGGCGUCACUAAAAUGAGGCUGAAGCUGCUCAGUUCAAAUAUCUCCAUAGAGUAUACUGCUGAUGGUGGCGAAGAGCACUUAGCCACGGCCUUUGCCUCUCAGUUUGGGAUAGGCUCCACCGUUCCUUUCUGGCGCAGUCUGGCCUGGAUCAUGCUGGGCGUCAUAGGCAUGUUGAUAGUGAUCCUGGCCUUCACCUUCGUCAACAUCUACCUCAGCCACAAGAAGCAGCCCAACAGCUUCACUCUGGCGUGGUCUCAGACUGGUGGCAAAGAAGGGACAGCGCCUGGACCAGUGAUGGUGUCGUCAACUCACGGGGGGAAGCAAAAGGACGGCAGGGGGAAGGGCGACAAGGGCACACUGAACCUUCCCCGGGUCACUGUGGGUGUGGUCUCCUCUCGUGCUCCCUCGCCUGGACACGAAGUAGACGAAAACACGCUGGAUUAUGUAAACAAAGCAUUCUGUUGUGAUGAAGAUUGAGCUAUGCCGGGUACUAAUACAGUGGACUCUCAAUUGAGCAUGUUUCAUAUUGUGGAUUUCUUUGUAAUGUCCCCUCGAGCUAACACACACACCCACAUACACACACACAAAUAAGAGUAGUUAAUAGUGAGAACCUGUGAGAAAGUGAGGUAAAGGUAGGUAAUUGUGAGUGUAGGUAAUAGUGAGAAAGUGUGAUAAGUGUAGUUAAUAGUGAGAAACUGUGAAAAGUGUAGUUAAUAAUGAGAAAUUGCAAGAAAGUGUAGUUUGUAUAGUGUGUCCACAUAGAAAAGUUGAUGGGAUUAUUUUAGUUGACACAGAAAAGACAAUAAAAUAAUCGUGUCUGAUGGAACUAAUAAACAUACUAUAUUGAGAUUCUUAGUAUUAUUGUAGAAGAGUUUAACCCCUAAAGGACCGGGGGUGGCUGUUUUUUCGUUACCGCUGGGACCGGCCUUCCCGUGCUAAACCUGGAAAUUGCCAAUAUUCACACACUCUCUACGCUUAACCUACAUUGCACGAGUGAAUAAGAUAGAUUUUGUACUAACCACCAAGUCUUUCUAAAGACACCAUCCAGAAGUCUCUACGUGCCGUGGUUACGGAGAAACAGCGAGUUGAAUAGAAUAGACUUUUGGGGUGAGCGCGCCGGUUAUAACCGUUUCCGGCCCUUCCCCGAUACAGCGGCUGUAGCCGCCUCCGGUCCGGUAUUUUAUCGUUAAGGGGUUAAGGGAUAUUUAGUUGACAUAGGAAAGUUAAUGACACAACCAGGGAUUAUACAUGUAAAUAAGGCAUUCUCCUGUGUUGAAGAUUAACCUAUGUGUGUCUGCUGCUAAUAAUAAAUGUAAUAUCUA
This is a messenger RNA of Eriocheir sinensis (Chinese mitten crab), 1991 nucleotides long. RefSeq lists its product as uncharacterized. NCBI's taxonomy places the organism in Eukaryota, Metazoa, Arthropoda, Malacostraca, Decapoda, Varunidae. The record is from RefSeq and is a predicted model, not a curated record. The transcript has 5 exons. The coding region runs from base 178 to 1146 and encodes 322 amino acids.